AAUUUUUAUAUUUUAAAUUUUUAUAUAAUAAAAUAAUGUAUUAAAAAGUAAGUACAUACAAAAAAAAGAAACAAGCCCGACACGGUGAAAAAAGGGAGUAGGCUUUUUGCUGCGAUCGCACAAAAACUUGGGGACGCUCUGUCGGUUCUCUGUUUUUUUAAUAUAAGCAAACUGCAAUUGUAAGUUGAUAUUUUUAGUUUGAUUUUGGUAUUGUUUAUGCAUAGAUCGAGGCCUAGAUGUAUUUUGUGUGCUUGUGUCAAAAGCUCAAAAUUAGUUCGAAUUCUAAAGAAAAUAGUUUAAAGCUUACUUUUUUGGUUUAAGUUUUAGUUUAAGUUUUAUUUUAUCAUAAAAAAUAGAUUUUACCUUUACAAAAUUUUACUAGUAUGUAAUUUAGUUUUUAAAUUCUAUAUCUUAUGCACUAAGAUAUACUAAUUUAGUUUGGGGUAAGUUAAUUUUAUUUAGUUAAAAAAUAAGGACGAGUUAUCUUUAAAAUGGGACGAAAAGCAAAAUCUAAUAUAUUGGACUUGGUUGGAUAUUUCAAUUCGAAAAAUUUAUGUUAUCAGGAGAUUUGUAGCCUUACAGCAAGUAGUGAUAUUUUAAAAAAAGCCUCAAUAAUUUUAUUUGGUUAUGCUAAUGAAAAAUCGUGUUACGGUAUUCUUAGAAACAUAAGACGGAAUUCAAAAAACAUUAAGACUAAAUUUUCUAAAAUCUCAAAACUGGCCAAAGACCCAGAAGAUAACACUGCAGAUAUUACAUUACAUGUUAUUAAUUAUUUAAAAAAAAAUGACUUCACAAUAAAUGAUUUAAAUCUACAAUGGAGUAAUAUGUUUUAUAAAAUAUGUGAUGAAUUUCAAUUAAAGAAAUCUUCAAAGAAUUCCAAAAAAAUGCGGAUCUCAGUAAAUAGAAAAUGGAAAAAAAUCGAACUCUCUAUACAAACAAAAAACAUUUUUGAUAUAAAUGCAGACACUGAUAAUGUUAGAUUAUCUCCUACUCAUGAUAAAUCGGAACAAAAUAUUAACAACCCACCUUUAAUUCAACCUCGCUGUGAAAGUUUCAAUAAUAAUCAGUGUAGCUCGGCAUCGUUAAAUAAAUCUUUUGAAAGACAAAAUCAAAAUAGUUCAAUACCGAAAGAAAUAUUUCCAUCUAACUAUGAUAAUUUUGAUACUGAUUUUGAAAAUUUUGCAAAUACAUCUACGGAAAAAAAGAAUAUUUCAUCCGACUUUGAAACCAUAGAUAUCGACCAGAGAUUAGAUUUUAUCCAUGUUCAAAAAUUCAUAUGGAAGAAAUUAAAUUAUAUUAUUAUAUUAAUGGAAGAAAUUCAGCACCAAAUCGACAAAAAUGUUAACAACAAUAUGCCAAAUAAUGAUUAUUUUAAUGCUGACUUUAUACAAUUGAUACUAAAAAAGUAUAUGGCAAUUUUGCCUUUAUGGAGUUGUAUAAUCAUGGAGACUAAUCAAAAACGAGUUAGCAACGCUCCGGUAGAAAAUUGGUUUGGGUUUAUAAAAGCUAUUGUAUUAGAGGGAUCUAGGCCGCAGAAAUGUAGCCGCGUAGUAAGAAAAAUUAGAAGACGUGUAUUAAUGAUUGCAAAUGAAGAACAAUUAAAAAUUCCCAAAGAACGUUGCGCGACUCAAAAAGCCCUUAUAAGCAAAGAUCAUGAACCCGAUUACAUUUCUGAAACAGAGGAAUAUAAUAAUUAACUGAGAGAGAGAGAGAGAGAGAGAAUUUUAUUAGUAUGUAGUUUAGUUUUUAAAUUCUAUAUCUUAUGCACUAAGAUAUACUAAUUUAGUUUGGGGUAAGUUAAUUUUAUUUAGUUAAAAAAUAAGGACGAGUUAUCUUUAAAAUGGGACGAAAAGCAAAAUCUAAUAUAUUGGACUUGGUUGGAUAUUUCAAUUCGAAAAAUGUAUGUUAUCAGGAGAUUUGUAGCCUUACAGCAAGUAGUGAUAUUUUAAAAAAAGCCUCAACAAUUUUAUUUGGUUAUGCUAAUGAAAAAUCGUGUUACGGUAUUCUUAGAAACAUAAGACGGAAUCCAAAAAACAUUAAGACUAAAUUUUCUAAAAUCUCAAAACUGGCCAAAGACCCAGAAGAUAACACUGCAGAUAUUACAUUACAUGUUAUUAAUUAUUUUAAAAAAAAUGACCACAAUAAAUGAUUUAAAUCUACAUAGGAGUAAUAUGUUUUAUAAAAUAUGUGAUGAAUUUCAAUUAAAGAAAUCUUCAAAGAAUUCCAAAAAAAAUGCGGAUCUCAGUAAAUAGAAAAUGGAAAAAAAUCGAACUCUCUAUACAAACAAAAAACAUUUUUGAUAUAAAUGCAGACACUGAUAAUGUUAGAUUAUCUCCUACUCAUGAUAAAUCGGAACAAAAUAUUAACAACCCACCUUUAAUUCAACCUCGCUGUGAAAGUUUCAAUAAUAAUCAGUGUAGCUCGGCAUCGUUAAAUAAAUCUUUUGAAAGACAAAAUCAAAAUAGUUCAAUACCGAAAGAAAUAUUUCCAUCUAACUAUGAUAAUUUUGAUACUGAUUUUGAAAAUUUUGCAAAUACAUCUACGGAAAAAAAGAAUAUUUCAUCCGACUUUGAAACCAUAGAUAUCGACCAGAGAUUAGAUUUUAUCCAUGUUCAAAAAUUCUGCCAAUUAACAGUAUAAAUUUAGAAGAUGCAACUUUAGCGAAACGUCCGCCGUAUGUUAAUUGUAAAUUCUUUGAAGGAGAUUUUUUAAUAAUCAAGAAGGAAUAUAAACAAAUGUUCAAUAACCUAAAACCUAUUCCUGAGCAGUGGACUUAUUUGCUGUGCAGGAAAUUUCAAAAAAUAAAUAAUGUAUGUAUAUUAUGCGUCAAAGAAAAGCGUUAUAUAUCAAGAAAAAAUGUAUUAAAAAUUUAUGGAUACUGCAAUCAUAAAUCUUGUAAAGUUUUCGUCAUUUUUAUUCAUCAGUUCACUUGUAAUGAUGCAAAUUAUCACAAAGUAACAGUAUACAGUUCUUCUCUGAAUUAUAACCAUAUAAAGCCACUUACUAAAUAUGUUAAAGGCGUUGAGAGAGAUUGCAAGAAACGAAUUAGGUAUUAUCAAGGCCUCUAAAAUUCGCGAAAAAAAAAUUCUAACCGCAAAUCAUAAAAUAAUAAAAGAAGGUAAUUUACAAUCAAUUAAAUCGGAUACUGCAUUUCGAAAGAUGAGAUCGGAACAUUUCGGAAAAAAUGACCGUCACUCUGAUGAUUUUUACGAUAUGUGCCUGAUGAUGCGAAAUAAUAACAGUUAUCUUAAGGGUGUAGGCGAGCCAUUUCUUAUGUAUAUAUUACUUAUAUAUAUUCUAUAUUUUUAUAUUAUAUUUUUUUCAUAAUGGAAUUGUACGUUCCAAUAAUUAUUAUAAGUCUAUAGAUAAAAAUUAUAUAAUUGGGAAGUUUAGGGGAAAAGAAGUGCAUUUUGACGACUUACAUUCUCUUCAAUGUAAAAAUUGGGUUAAUGACACUUUGAUAGAUAUAGGUUUAUUAUACGUAAAAAAAAUUCUAACCGCAAAUCAUAAAAUAAUAAAAGAAGGUAAUUUACAAUCAAUUAAAUCGGAUACUGCAUUUCGAAAGAUGAGAUCGGAACAUUUCGGAAAAAAUGACCGUCACUCUGAUGAUUUUUACGAUAUGUGCCUGAUGAUGCGAAAUAAUAACAGUUAUCUUAAGGGUGUAGGCGAGCCAUUUCUUAUGUAUAUAUUACUUAUAUAUAUUCCUUAUUUUUAUAUUAUAUUUUUUUCAUAAUGGAAUUGUACGUUCCAAUAAUUAUUAUAAGUCUAUAGAUAAAAAUUAUAUAAUUGGGAAGUUUAGGGGAAAAGAAGUGCAUUUUGACGACUUACAUUCUCUUCAAUGUAAAAAUUGGGUUAAUGACACUUUGAUAGAUAUAGGUUUAUUAUACGUAAAUAGAAACAACACCGGUAACAUAU
Molecule: messenger RNA, 3915 nt
Organism: Sitophilus oryzae (rice weevil)
Lineage: Eukaryota; Metazoa; Arthropoda; Insecta; Coleoptera; Curculionidae
Exons: 3
Coding region: 492-1697 (401 amino acids)
Source: RefSeq, a predicted model, not a curated record